This is a messenger RNA of Pseudovirgaria hyperparasitica, 1133 nucleotides long. RefSeq lists its product as uncharacterized. The record is from RefSeq and is a predicted model, not a curated record. The transcript has 2 exons. Lineage: Eukaryota; Fungi; Ascomycota; Dothideomycetes; Acrospermales; Acrospermaceae. Bases 85 to 729 code for a protein of 214 amino acids.
CCAUCUUCCAGGUUAUUGCCGCUUCAGACAAAGUGACUACUCUCCACACCCUUCGUCAGACAAUCCGCGGUCAUAGACCACAAAAUGUCUCAAAACCAUCGCGCCACUCGAGGUAAUCGUACACUCCACCGCAACAACCAGCAAGAUCGACGGGCUCGCACCAGUACAAACCCAACAAACGUUCCCAGAACAUCGCAAGUAGUCUCCGGCGCAGCUGUGUCCAUCGUAUUGAAAGCCGAUCAACCCACCGGUCGUGAGGUGCAGGGCAUCGUGCAAGACUUACUGACCCGAGGUGACCACCCGCGCGGGAUCAAAGUACGAUUGGUCGAUGGCAGAGUAGGUCGAGUGCAGAGGAUGGCAUCUGAGAUGGAAAUCUUGCCUGCGCAAGAAGGCACAGAGACGUCGAAUGCGACAACUAUAGCGAGAGGAAGAGGUGGAUGUAGGGGAGGUGGUCGCGGCUACGGCAUUGGAUCACGGUAUAGAGACGUUCGAGAAGAGGACGACGGGUACACCUAUAUGGAGGGAAGAGACCAAGGACGUAGUCUAGCGGACUAUCUGGAUGCCGCUGAGAGACGUCAUGCCGCGCUCAGUGGACAAAGUGCUACCAGAACCUCUACUGACCCCCAGAAUAACGAUGCUGCACUUACUCUUGCGACGUGUCCGAUAUGUAACGACUUCGAGGGCGAUGAGACGGCCGUGACGCAUCAUGUCAAUGGGCACUUCGCGUGAUGUGGUAUUCCAAAGUUUUCUAAUGGACUGAGACCGAUAGAGCAACACUCGAAGACUUAGAGUCUGCAAGGGACAUAUUCUCUCGUUUCUGCAGGUGGAAUUCAGCCACGCACGCGAGAUGGAUGCCAUGCUUUGUUGUCGUAUUGCCCGGCUUGGCGCGUGGGGAAUCUAAAUGCUUCCACUUUAGCCAGCCAGGGUAAACACCGCUUUCCCUGACUUGGCGACCCAGCAAUCAAUGGUACACAUCAGAGAGGAUCACUUUGUAUUUUUCACUCUGGCAUUCUGCAAACGCAUCCGUUGAGCCAUAUGAAGUACUUAAGACUCUUUACCGUCGACAGGCAUCAAUUGACCUGUGAUCGAGCCUAUAUAUGGCUAAUAUGUCCAAGGUUACGGAAAUUGUGAAC